Messenger RNA from Castor canadensis (American beaver), 1730 nucleotides. RefSeq names its product dehydrogenase/reductase 3 (gene Dhrs3). Gene Ontology annotation, molecular function: all-trans-retinol dehydrogenase (NAD+) activity. Gene Ontology annotation, biological process: regulation of retinoic acid receptor signaling pathway; retinoid metabolic process. Gene Ontology annotation, cellular component: lipid droplet. NCBI's taxonomy places the organism in Eukaryota, Metazoa, Chordata, Mammalia, Rodentia, Castoridae. The record is from RefSeq and is a predicted model, not a curated record.
UUUUUUUUUUUUUUUCCCCUUUCCCUGCCUAAACUCUGUCAGUCUGUAAACAUUACCUGAGAAUUCCCCCAGCCGAAACGGCUGCCAGGGCAAGAAACUUCUUGUUAGAACUUUCCACCUCUCCGCCCCUCUCACCGUCCCUACCUCUGAGUCGCUUUUUCUCCUCCCAAGGAGGGCUUAUCUUUUUCCUCCCCCCCCACCUUUUUUUUCUCACCCGGUGCUUUGCAUCUGGGGAGAGGUCAUUUUAAGAGUGGCCAGGUGGAACGCCUCUCGUCUGCUGACUUUGUUUAUUUAUUAUUGUUUAGGGGUGUUUUCUUUUUCAAUUCCUGUUUUGCUCGGUCCGGGGAGUUUCGCCCCCUACCCGGCUCCGCCGCGCGGAGGAUGGUGUGGAAAUGGCUGGGCGCGUUGGUGGUGUUCUCUCUGCAGAUGAUCUAUCUGGUGGUCAAAGCAGCCGUGGGACUGGUGCUGCCCGCCAAGCUGCGGGACCUGUCUCGGGAGAACGUCCUCAUCACCGGCGGUGGGAGAGGCAUCGGGCGCCAGCUGGCUCGCGAGUUCGCAGAGCGCGGCGCCAGGAAGAUUGUUCUCUGGGGCCGGACUGAAAAGUGCCUUAAGGAGACGACAGAGGAGAUUCGGCAGAUGGGCACCGAGUGCCACUACUUCAUCUGUGACGUGGGCAACCGGGAGGAGGUGUACCAGACUGCCAAAGCUGUCCGGGAGAAGGUGGGCGACAUCACCAUCUUGGUGAACAAUGCUGCUGUGGUCCAUGGAAAGAGUUUGAUGGACAGUGACGAUGACGCUCUCCUCAAAUCCCAGCACAUCAACACCCUGGGACAGUUUUGGACAACCAAGGCCUUCUUGCCGCGUAUGCUGGAGCUGCAGAACGGCCAUAUCGUGUGCCUCAACUCCGUGCUGGCACUGUCGGCCAUCCCUGGCGCCAUUGACUACUGCACAUCCAAAGCCUCAGCCUUUGCCUUCAUGGAGAGUCUGACCCUGGGGCUGCUGGACUGUCCGGGCGUCAGUGCCACCACAGUGCUGCCUUUCCACACCAGCACGGAGAUGUUCCAAGGCAUGAGGGUCAGGUUUCCCAACCUCUUCCCGCCGCUGAAGCCGGAGACCGUGGCCCGGAGGACAGUGGAGGCCGUGCAGCUUAAUCGGGCCCUUCUCCUCCUUCCGUGGACAAUGAAUAUCCUCAUUAUCUUGAAAAGCAUCCUCCCACAGGCCGCACUGGAGGAGAUCCACAGAUUCUCAGGAACCUAUACCUGCAUGAACACUUUCAAGGGGCGGACAUAGAAGCUGGAGGCAAAAACACAAGGAGCACAAGGAGCCAUGGAACCCCAGGGGGCUGUGGCACCUGGGCACACGCCCUUGCACCUGUCUGCUGCCACAUGGCUGCUGGGUGACCAGGACCGCACCUGUUUCCAAGAGAGACUCUGGCAGCUCUCCAGGUCAGCUCCAGGACCUCUGCACAGGACUGAUGGGUGUAACUGACCCCCACGGGGAGGCAAGAAACCAGCCAGGAGCCACCUUGACACUUUUGUACAUUUCUAGUUCUGUAGAGUUUAUUGUUAAAUCGCUUCUCAAGUCUAACCAGCCUCAGCAGUGUGCAUAGACUAUUUCCGGGAGGGUCUGCCCCCAGCAGCUCUGCCUUGUCCUCCACAAGCCACUCACUCUCAGCUUGCUCAAACUGGUUGAACGGCAGGAAUGAAAAAUAAAAAAAGAGAUGGCUUUUG